Messenger RNA from Chaetomium globosum CBS 148.51, 1395 nucleotides. RefSeq lists its product as uncharacterized. The coding region runs from base 1 to 1395 and encodes 464 amino acids. Gene Ontology annotation, molecular function: protein binding. The record is from RefSeq and is a predicted model, not a curated record. NCBI's taxonomy places the organism in Eukaryota, Fungi, Ascomycota, Sordariomycetes, Sordariales, Chaetomiaceae. The transcript has a single exon.
AUGGACACCCUCGUCGAACUUUCCGGUGUUAGCGUAUCCGACGAGCGCUCUCACUGCCCAAUUUGCUUCAAGUCAGCACCGUUUGCCAAGGGUCUUGAGAACCACUUGGCCCAUCACCUCGAACGGCUUGCCAUGUUUGCACUACCGAGACCUGUCGAAGAUGACGCCUCUACCACGGACAAGCCGAAUUCUCAAAGAAUGGGUGAAAGAUCCCUCGACUCGGCGCAGUCGCUCGGCCCGCCGGUAUUCACAGAUCAUGGUGCCCCCAACAGUGCCGCCAGCAUUGACGACGACUCCAGUAGUCGUAUGCCUCCCAUCAAUGAUAUAUGGGAGCCCUCAACCCGUCCCUCGCCAAGCGGCCCACCCCCUAGAGACUCCUAUACCCGCCAAUCCAGCCCGGAUCCGAACUAUGGGACACUUAACCAGCAGAUCCCUAAUUACGGUCGCCUGAGCGCCAUCCAGUCCGUUGCUGAUCUGCCAGUGAGUGCACCGUCGGGUCCUCGAGGGCGGGGUGACCGGUCUUCUGGCAGAACCAGCCCUGCCAACGGGCCGCCGAUGCAACUAGACGAUACGUUCUCCGCUCCUGAGUCUAUUCGUCCACCCACUCCCGAACACCCCCCGUCAACCGGGCCCUCCACCUCACGCACUCGUCAAGGUCUAAACCAGAUUUCCGUUCAGCCAACCGGAGAUAGUGGAGGUUCACACCAAAUACCGGCUGACGAGGCGCUAGAACAACGGCGACAGAUACUAGAUCGCUUCAAGGCAUCCCGACGGCGCAGAAGACAAAUUGGUUUGAUGAUGUAUACGCUCAAUGCCGCGUCAAAGCACGAAGAAAACGCACAGUGGCGAAAGGCUACUUUGCUAUUCCUCCUGGCAAUCAAGGAGCAGAGCAUGAGGUUGGGGCCCGAUGACUCUCUUACGCUAUCUACAAUCGAAAAACUCGCACGAACAUAUGUCAAAAGAGACAGAUUGAUCGAGGCUGGGAAGCUGUGGGCGCGGCUUGUGCAGGUUGGGAAGAGGAAACUGGGAGAUUCACAUCCCGACACACUCUCCUACAUGAUGUGCUUGGGAGAGACAUACACGAACCAAGGGCGGUGGGAAGAAUCCGAAUCCAUAUGGAAGGAGGUUAUAGGGAUACAAACCAGAAUUCUUGGGAGGGAUGACUCUGAUACGAUGAUGAGUCUCAGCUACCUAGCGGCUCUAUAUGGGAAACAAGGCCGGCGAGCGGAGAAUGAGGCGCUGCUCUUAGAAAUAACGGCGCUGCGGGAGCCCCAUCGCGGGGCCAUGAAAGAACUGCUCAAGCUCGCGUCUUCACCCAUGGACCAGAGGAAUCAAGAGGCUUUUGGAGAGAAUGCUAAAGGUCAAUCGGAGGUUCCGGAAACAGAGAGGCCCUGA